UGGAAGGUUACCAUUCUCUUGUUUUAAAGCAAGAGGAAUGUUUCCUUUAUGCACUGCAAACUUUUGAUCAAGACUUUUAUCUCUUAAGGGAUCGAAAGAAACUCCUCAGUCUUUAAAGAAGAUCGGAAGAAACACUUCAACACUAGAUAAAGGAUGGGCAAGCAACCCAGAUUAUGUCUUGAGCAACAUUCACAAGUUAACUGAAGUUGAGGUGAUGCAACUACUUGAGAAAAUGGUGACCCUUCCUCAUAAGAGAUUGGAGAAGAUCCUGAUGGCCCAGAAAGAGGAAGACCCAGUGUUUAUUAGCAACCUGAUCGAAAGACUACCCCAAUUUUUAACAGCAACCCUUGUAAAGAUUACUAAUGUUUGAGGAGGGCAUUAUGGGUCAAUCAGAAGGAGCAAAAUUUGGGAUCAUCUAGAGUUUGAAUUUAUGAAGAGAUCAACAAGACUUAACGAUCAGCAGCUUGUAGACAUCCUUUUCUCAUUCUCUCGCUUAGAAAAAGGAUCUAAAGAGUUUUAUGAUGAAAUGGAGUUGAUCAUUAUCAAAUCAGAGACAGAGUUUAGAGAAAAUGAAUUAUUUAAGUUUUUGAAUUCAUUCUCUCAAGCUAAGCAGGGAUCACCGGAGCUUUAUAAAUAUCUUUCUGAGAAACUUAUGAUUCACAAGAAUUCGUUAUCCAUUACUAGAAUGGCAGAAAUCUGCGCAGAAUUUUCUAUAGCUCCUAAUGCUAAACUAGCAGGCUCUGGAUUUAAUGACUUCAUUGAGAAAGAAAUCAGGAAAAGAAUCUCUUUAGGCCAACUUCACUUCUCAGAAGGGGCUAAAAUUUGAGAUAGUUUAUUCAUUAAUGGGAUAGGAAGUGCAGAAUUUCAGGUACAAUUAGAGGAGUACCUUGCUAAUAGAGUUGAGAAUGAGAAAAUUCCUGAACUUUUAAGCUUAGCUCAUGCCCUGUAUAAUCCUAAAUAUCAAAUAAAACACUCUAAACUUCAUCAAGAAUUAUGCACUGUCUUAACUCUCUCCAUGGAAGAAUUGAGUAUCAGGCAGCUGGGUUUCCUAUUUUGGAGUGUCACAAGAGACCAGAAACUAUACAAGAUGAUCAAAUCAGGAGAUUCUUACUCUAAAAUGCUAAUUAAGGCUCUCUUGAAUACCAUAUUUAGAAAAUGUGUCAGUUUUAAUUCAAGAGGUAUCAAGAAUAUCAUCAAUAGUCUCCAAGAUGCUUUCCCUGAUUUGGAAAUUAUUGAUGAGCUAAAUGCUGAGUUCACCAAAGAGGAGAUGUAUGACAAGCUUGAGAAGGUCAUUCUUACCAAGCUACAUGAUUUCACUAACCAAGACAUUCUCACCAUCCUUGAAUCCUUCUUCAAAGUUGGAGCUGGCUCUGAAGCUUUGUAUGAGAAAAUAUUAUCUCGACUGAUAGAUAGGCGCAGAGAGCUGAAGCCAAGGGAAUUCAUCAAGUUGUUCGAAGUCUUGCCUCAAGUUGGUCCUAUCUAUGAGAGCACCAUGAAUGAAGAGCUAUGGGAAGACUACCUUGAAUCUGUCAGAAAGCCUAUUAUGAAGAAAACAUUGAACAUAACUGAAAUCCUCAGUGUCUUUAAGACUUAUGUGAGCGUCAAUUAUAUGAAAGGUGGCUCUGAGAUUUUUUAUAUGAUGCUAAACCAGAUUAGAAAUGGAAUUAAUCAAGUCCCCGCCGAAAAGUUCACAGAGACAAUGACUUAUCUUGUAGAAGCUCAUGUGAUGGACAUAGCAGAAAAAUUUGUACCUAUUUUGAAACAAGUUCGUGAUUCUAAUCAGUUGCUAGAUAUUUUCAGAACUGAUGAUGAUAGAAUAAGGCUUUUAUGGGCUCUUUUUGUUCUUGACAAAACAGAAAAACUUGUCUCUGUUGAAAAUAUCAAGGAGAUGGUAAAUGGAGUGCAACUCCAAGAGUUGGAUGCUUUUCAUCUGAAAAUAUUCUUACAAGUUUUACAACUGACACUGUUUAAUGAAGGUUACUCAAAUGUGAUUGAUUACAAUGAUUAUUAUGAGCAGCUGAACAACCUUGAUGAUGGUUACAAAGAAUAUAUUCUUACCAAUGACUUAUAGCUUCCAAAACGAAAAACGAUAUUAGACUUAAAGCAAAGUCUAAGUUAGAAGAAAUAAUAGAAAAUCCAACUCCUGAAGGUCAGAAGAAAGACCCAAAUAUCACCUAUGAAAUUUACAACAACUUCAUUGACGAUUUCCUGAACUGAAUUGAUGUAGUAGCUUUCAAGCUUGAUGCUAAAAAGGAUCUUCUUCAAAAGAUAGCUAUCGUUAUCAACAACCAAGGAAAAUACCUGGCAUACUCUUUAGAGGAUGACGAUGACCCAAAGCUCAAGAUGAGCGAGUACAUCAAGAUCAAGAUAAUGGGGGAGAUCUACCAAUGGGAUGUCAUUAAUGUUGAUGAUGACAAACUCGAUCUCAUCGAUUCCAGUCUGAAAGGCAUAUUGUAAUUAAUUCCAGCCACGAUU
Molecule: messenger RNA, 2475 nt
Organism: Moneuplotes crassus
Lineage: Eukaryota; Ciliophora; Spirotrichea; Euplotida; Euplotidae
Source: the annotation of a GenBank genome assembly